UUGUCCCGCAACAAAACUCAUGCAACACUGCGACCAGGCAACAAAUGUGGCGUUUGGUGUGAACGCACAGUAAGAUUGUCUCCUCGCGAGACGUUUUCUGAGGCAGGCUGAAUGCCUUUCAACAAUACAUGGUAGUACUACUAAAAGCGGAAGUCCCCAUUAUAAUGUAGUAAUGGGGUUACUACAUUAUUAGGAAUUUAUUACAUUAUCAGGUUCUACAAGCCUCUCUAUAAAUACCCUCCCAGCAGGCAGGACUCUGCUCUACUGCCUCCUCUCCUCCCUGCGCGUAAACUCAACCGAUCAGACGGCAACAUGGCUGGAACUGAUAUGUGGGUGAAGAACAGGCCCCUGAAGGUGGGCCACACGUUGACCAUCAGCGGGAUCCCCAAGACUGGUGUUCAACGCUUUGUGGUGAACAUCAGCUCCGGGGUCGACCAUGCGCUCCACAUGAGCGUGCAGUUCCACGGCGCGGUGAUCUACAACUCGUACCAGGGGGGGGUCUGGGGGGACGAGGUCCGCCACGGGGGGUGCCCCUUCAAAUACGACAAGCUCUUCAAGUUCACCGUCACCCUGACCCGUGAGGAGUUCCUGGUGGUUCUGAGCGAUGGCUCUGAGGUCCACUUCCCCAACCGCCUGGGGGCGUCUGAGUACAAGGACUUCUCCUUCGACGAGGGCGUCCUCAUCCGCAGCUUUGAGAUCAACUGACACAGGAUAUUUUUCUGUGAAAAUGGCGGACACCAUAUUCUGCACUUCAAUGUAUUCGAGGUGCUCUCUCUCUCUCUCUCUCUCUCUCUCUCUCUCUCUCUCUCUCUCUCUCUCUCUCUCUCUCUCUCUCUCUCUCUCUCUCUCUCUCUCUCUCUCUCUCUCUCUCUCUCUCUCUGUCUCUGUCUCUCUCUAAGUACUUUGGAUUUGAGCAAAUAACAAUACUUGUAAUUUACGGUUUUUCUCGAUUGUGUACACACAAAAAAUGGAACCAUGCACACAAUUCUGAAAACUCGAAACUCAUGUAUCAACUGCAAGACUCCAGACUGCUAAACUCUAAGCACAAUUCCACGCAUGUUUUUUUCACACUUAUCGAAAUUCUAAAUUCCAUUUUUGCAAAACUCUAAGCACAAAUCUCCUCAUUUAGCACACUUGCUUCACCUGAAAAACACUGGCCUUCAAAACGCCAAACCCAAUUACCAAUUGGUCUGACUCAAUUCUCACCUCUUUCAACUCAACUGGCAGAACACUUCAGUCAUGUGUGAGAGCAUAAAAGAGGCCCCAGGUGAGCUCUGCCGGGUUGUAGAUGAGCUCCUCUGGCUUGAUCAGGAUCGGAGGUGGGAUUCAGACUGAUUUACAUGUAGACCUGUUUCACCGCAUUUAGAUUCUUUGUUUUAUUUUUUGUUGGCCUACGAACAACAUAAAAAAUAUAUAUUUUCUUUGUUACUUUUUUGUAUUGGUGCACUGAUUUCCUCAUUACAUCCCCUGAAGACAAUCUGAA
This is a messenger RNA of Gadus morhua (Atlantic cod), 1483 nucleotides long. Its product is annotated as beta-galactoside-binding lectin. The transcript has 4 exons. NCBI's taxonomy places the organism in Eukaryota, Metazoa, Chordata, Actinopteri, Gadiformes, Gadidae. The record is from RefSeq and is a predicted model, not a curated record. Gene Ontology annotation, molecular function: laminin binding; galactoside binding; carbohydrate binding. The coding region runs from base 313 to 705 and encodes 130 amino acids.